UCCGGUUCUGCUUUCGUAACUUUAUAACGGAACUUUAAUCUGUUAGACCCAGACCCGGGCGUAGUACUGUCAGUCUUAAUGAGACCAUCGAUGGUAUCAGUGGGACACGUAUGCGCUCUUGCAUUACAUUUGCGUCAGCCACUGGACCACCCACGACCGCCGCCUGCUCAGCGACAUGAAAUUGUUGAUACCAACACCAGCAGCAGCACAGCAUCAAGUUGGACACUCGAACAACUCGGGUCAGAAGGGCCAUCGGCGUCAAAUGAUUCUGGAUCGGAAGGUGUCGCUGAGGGAGCGGAUGUGGCUCGAGAACUUGCUGCUUUAGCCUUAGUUCGCGCGCAAUUACCAAGGGCUGCCGCGCAACUGGUUAAGGCCUUACCCAAACCUGCACCAGAAAUCGCGCAGCCCUUGCAACAGAUAUUACAGCUAGCAGCUCUUCUUCAAUGUCGCAAUCAUGCGCUAAUAGACGUGGAAACAGCAUUAGAAGCUGCUGAAGGUCAAAAUACUGACAACAUUGGGCGAAAACAACUUGUUCCAGUCUCCAUGAUUGGAGGCAAGCGAACACCUACAGCCAAACAAAAGCCAAAAUCAAUUCCAAAGGUGAAGGAAGUGCAAUUGAAAGUGUUCAAUCAGGUCGAAUGUGAUAGUGCUAGUGAUUUGCCAAAUUUGGAUCCAUUACGACUUAGAACAGAGUGACUAAGGAGGAAAAUUAUGUUGUAUAGCUAUUAUCAUUGAGACUUGCGACUCUAAUGAGGUAAAGCGCGUCACACAUGUAAGUCACUCUUACAGUCUUGAAUAGAAAUAUGAUAUUAUGAAAUAUGUAUAUAAGAAUAAUAUUUAUGGUUCAUGUUUAUUUUUAAUUGUUUCCACAGCCUUUUUCCAUCUACUAGAAACCGUGAAUUCCAUUCACAUUCAGUACUGUAUAUAUAAAACAUAUCUAGCAAAUGGAGAAUAUACGAUGUUGGUAUUUUUUAAAUUCUUUUCGUUAAGAAAUGGGCAAAGGUUUAAUUCAUACUAAUCGACUAUGAACAGGCAACCGGU
Hyposmocoma kahamanoa is the source of this 1041-nucleotide messenger RNA. RefSeq lists its product as uncharacterized. Lineage: Eukaryota; Metazoa; Arthropoda; Insecta; Lepidoptera; Cosmopterigidae. The record is from RefSeq and is a predicted model, not a curated record. The transcript is spliced from 4 exons. Bases 79 to 696 code for a protein of 205 amino acids.